Messenger RNA from Lymnaea stagnalis (great pond snail), 759 nucleotides. The record is from the annotation of a GenBank genome assembly. NCBI's taxonomy places the organism in Eukaryota, Metazoa, Mollusca, Gastropoda, Lymnaeidae.
GAAGAAGGCCUCCCGCAGGGAUCAGCACUCAGCUGCCUGUUAUUUCUCAUCUUUAUUAAUGAUAUGCCUGACUAUAUAAAUUGCAACAAAGCUCUUUUUGCAGACGACGCUGCACUUUGGGCCACUGGUAAAAAUGCACAUGAAGUAAGCGCCAUGAUACAAAACGACCUUAACCAUGUUGCCAAUUUCGCCAAAUCAUGGAAAAUAGAGAUCAAUAUAGAAAAGACUGUGGCCAGUGUUUUCACACUCAGCCCAAAGUUCAAAAGCAAAUCAAAGACUCUAUUCCUGAAUAACAUGGCAUUGAUGUAUUCAAAAAACCCAAAAUAUUUGGGUAUCAUCUUAGAUGAGAAAUUAAAAUUACACUAGUUUGCUGAAAAUGUUGUUCAAAGAUCUGAAAAAAUGCUAAACACAGUCAAGAAAUUAGCAGGUACCAAAUGGGGUGAAAACGCCCCUGAACUGAAAACUCUAUACUUAAACGCCGUUCGCUCCAUCAUGGAGUACAGAUUGCCCAUACAAAAUUUAUUGAGCACCACGUGCCUAAACAACAUAGAUGCAAUACAAAACAAAGCAAUCAGAGUUAUAUUAGGUACAAUGAAGAGCUCACCUAUAGCGGCAGGCGAACUAUUAGCUGGAAUAGAGCCACUCCAUUUAACUAGAAAGAAAGCUCAACUCAUCACCAUCGAGCGUUACAGGCGCCUAAACAUAAACGACCCGUUACAUUCAAUGGCUCAGCAAACCGUUCAUAAUAGAAUAAAUAAG